AUGGAUAUUUUGUGUCCGAAUUAAGGGCAUAACAAUUAGAUUGAAUUUGUUUGUAUGAGGGAUUCUUGCCAAGAAUAUCGCUUUUCUUGCUUUGAAUGUUUGCAAGCUGGAAAUCAUAAGAGCCAUAUAGAAGAUGUUCAAAAAUUUUCUUCGUUUUUGAAUUUAAUAAAGUAGUAAUCAUCCGAUUACGAUAAUCUUAUGAGUAAGCUUGAGAAUUGGAUUAAUCAUAUGAAUAAUUAAUGUGGGGAACUGAAAAAAGGGUUAGAAAUGAGAUACAAAGAAAUAACAGAAUUAGCUAAGAAUUUUAGUAUAAAUCACUUUAAUGAACUUUCUUCUUGUUUUUUCUCAUUUCAAAGGAGUAAAGAGAAACUGUAUUCAAUGAUUGCAGAGAGUGUAGGAAGUCUUUCUGAAACUAUUACAAAUGGUCGAAAAAUUUUAUGUUUAGAACCAUAAAUUCAAUAAUAAGUAUUUAAUAAAGAAUUGAAGCCAUUUAAAUAUGAAUUAAUCAAUAAAAUAAAAGAUGAAUACAUAUUUGCUUUUGCGUUUAAUAAAGAAGCUACUCUCUUAGUGGCUGGCUACGAAUCAAGCAAAAUAAGAGUAUUUGAGUUUGAGCAAGGAUAAUUACGAUAAUUAUAGGAAUUGAGCAAUCAUAGUAAAAGAGUUCGAUGUGUAUACUUUUUGUAAAAAUCGCCUUCAUUUAUCUCUGGUAGCUAUGAUCGUUCGAUUAUUGUAUGGGAGNAAGAUUCUAAAUUCUUAUCAUUAAUGUAAUUUUCUGACUUGAACAAGUGUAUACCUGUAAAUUAACCAAAUAUCAAGAAUUUGCUGUUAUUUUAUUUAUAUAUAAUAAAAUAUAAAUUAAUUAAUCGUGAAAAAUUGUGUUACAUAUUGAAAUAGAGGGUAUAGAUUAAUUGA
Paramecium octaurelia is the source of this 912-nucleotide messenger RNA. The record is from the annotation of a GenBank genome assembly. NCBI's taxonomy places the organism in Eukaryota, Ciliophora, Oligohymenophorea, Peniculida, Parameciidae.